This is a messenger RNA of Necator americanus (New World hookworm), 273 nucleotides long. RefSeq lists its product as uncharacterized. The coding region runs from base 1 to 273 and encodes 90 amino acids. The record is from RefSeq and is a predicted model, not a curated record. The transcript has a single exon. Lineage: Eukaryota; Metazoa; Nematoda; Chromadorea; Rhabditida; Ancylostomatidae.
AUGGAAAGAACAAUAGAUGAAGGAGAGCCAUGCACGACUGACCACAUACACAGUGUUUCAAAACUCAUAGAAGCAUCGCGAGAGUACAAGAUGCUAUGUCUCUCCUUUGUCGACUUAAAGGAUGCGUUUGACUCAGUUGAAGCGAAAGCGGUCAUGGAGGCUUCGGACAACCAGGGUGUCCCUACUCAGUGCAUAAAGGUCUUUCGUGAGCUACAUAGCAACUUGACGACCAAAAUUUCGGACGUGAUACGGUGGAAACAAGAUCUUCUGUAG